This is a messenger RNA of Hydractinia symbiolongicarpus, 11524 nucleotides long. RefSeq lists its product as uncharacterized. Lineage: Eukaryota; Metazoa; Cnidaria; Hydrozoa; Anthoathecata; Hydractiniidae. The record is from RefSeq and is a predicted model, not a curated record. The transcript is spliced from 4 exons. The coding region runs from base 224 to 11524 and encodes 3766 amino acids.
GCGUUCUCUACCAAGGUAGUGAAUUUUUAGACAUAAAUAAAUUAUAGUAAUUAGUGAAAUAAGAAAUUUAAAUUAAAUAUAAUAUUAGAAAGAAAAAGACAAUAAAUAGGCUAAUAAAGAAGAUGAAGUAAUGCAAUACAGUGAUAAUUAUUUUCGGUAUAUUUUUACAGUAUGGAGAUAAUUUGCAAGAUUUUACUUUUCAGUUGACUUCGAAACAUAAAAUAUGAAACGAAAACGAAAAUUCCGUUUCCUGCUAUUAAUAUAUGUCUGUGUGUUAUUAAAAGAAGUUUCGUCCUUUACGACGAAUAAUUUUAAACGACACGACGUGUCUCAGCGCGAAAUUGCUGAUACCUACAGCGACACUCGUAAUAAUGACAUGAAAAAGAGGACGUUACAUAAUGACGGGCAUACUGAAAUUAUAGAUAUACAUACUUCAAAUCACAACAAACUUUUGCAAUUAAACACAUACAAUCACAUCAACAAGAAAAGCAACAUUCGACAGACUUCAUCGAACCAUAAAACAAGAAAACGAGACAAAGUUCCAAUACAACCUGACAAAAUAGACGUAAAUACGGGACAAAAACGCGCUAAUUUACGAGAAAGCGAGCUUACGUUUACUGCUAAUUCGCAUUUACAUUCAGAUAUCUUAAAAUCUCAAAAAACUGCAAAAGAUAAAAUCGAAAAAGAUGCUACUGAAAAGUCGAGUAAUGAAAAAGAAAUUGAAAAGGAAACAGAAGAAGAAGCUAAAGAUUAUUACGGAAGCAAAUCAAGACCCGCCAAAAGUUGUCGCGACCUCUUUCUGACCAAUCGGAAUACCCCUUCCGGAAAUUAUUGGAUUAAAACAGCUGACGAUGAGCUUCUCAUGGUUUACUGUAUGAGAAGCAUGUACUUUGAAGGAAAUCAUACUGAUAACUCAAAUCAUUCGAAAACAGUUUCCUCAACGACUAUAUUAAUUAAUAAACCAGACACUGCAACCAAAGUAGUGAACAUGAUAUCACAUGAAGAGAAAGAUCCGGAUCAGCUGCAAGGAGGUACAUGGCCAUUUGGCAAUGCUCAAAAGGAUAUGCCUGAAAUGGCGAAAUUUCUUGAGACAAAUAAUAUAUCCAUUCCAACAAUACCACAAAAUACUAACAGUGUUAAGGAAGAAAAAAAUCAAAGUGAAAAAACAAACCAAAAGUUAAAACCUACUGCUAAUGCAAAGAUAGCUGACUCAACUCCAAUGGAAAAAGAAAAAGGCAAAGCAGAACAGAAUUUUCCUCCUAAAGUACCCCUUGUUAAUCCAGCUCCAAAUACACGACCCACUGGUCCUUCAAACUCGAUGAGAAAGGAACAACCUACACCUAAUCCAACAAGAGGUAGCAAAAAUACAGUACAAAAAGAGAAUAAAGCGAAUGUGCUACCGUAUGCAACGCUCGUUCCAAAACCUCCACCACCUACGGAACCUAUGACAAGAAGGCCUAAAAGAACAACGACACAGAGAACCACACCCCGACAGACUACCCCAUUUCGUACAACACAUCUGAGAACUAGUCCAAAUAAAAUGAGACCAACACUAUUACCUUACCGUCAGACCCCGACGCGCAAAAUAACACCAACACGAAGGAAAACUACAAUAAAAGUGAAAACAACUGUUGUACCUACACGACUCCCUCUGCUUAAAACUUCAAUUCCACCGACACUGCAUAAGGUUACUCCUACAAGACCAAGCACAAAACAUCAGGUGAAACCAGAAACGUUAGAAGAAUUUGAAGAGUCGUCGGCAAAGAAACUAGUGGAAUCAAAGAAACCAGCUGACCCUAAAAGUCAAGGAGAAACCAAACCACCUUCUAAGGAAAAUCUACCCCUUCCAGGAGAAAUAGCAUUUUCUUCUGGAAACAAACAGCAAUCUGGAAUUGUUCAGACGAGUCUACCAACGAAGCAAGAGGUAACAUUAAUGAGUCCCGAACAGAGACAUUCAGCACAAAAGGUGACAACAUCAGUUCAACAAAAUCAGGAGACAAAGACUGUUGCUGGCUCGCCAAGUUCUAGUGAAGUUGCAAUGCCUCCUCCGGAAUUACCUCCACCACCAGAAAGAUCUUCAAAGAACGCUCCGUUUGUACUAGUGAAUGGUGCUUCAUCUGACCCAAAGGAAGAUGCAAGUCACAUUCAAAAGGUUCAAAAAGCUAUUGAAUAUAACGCUCUCAGUGGUGACAACCAAGUUAUUCCAUCUUCCUCUGCAUCAGGACAACCAAACACGCAGACGCAGAAGAUCAUACCCCAAGUAGCUUUACCUGAGCAAAAUACAAUUUUGGCCGCAGCCCCUGUUGUAGCUGUAUCUUCAUCGAAGCCUAUAUCUGUGAAGGGAUCGACUUCUUCCUCACCCGACACAAUAACACAAACAAUAAUACCAGAAGAAAAGAUAUCGAGUUCUGCUGCGAAACAAGAAAACCUUGCCCAAAUAUCUCCACCACUACCGUUAGCUGCUUCGGCAAAACCGUUAGGCCAGCCAGAAACGAACCCGGUAAAAGUUGAAAAAGUUUCAUUGCAAAAAAGUGAACCAGUUGCUUUGACGAUCUCUCCUCGUCCAGAUGGUACCGUCCAAGUUAUUCCACAAGUUGCAGCCCAACCUGCUCUUACUGCGGAUCAACUCAAUUCUGUUACUAUGGAGUCUGCUGAUCCACCUAAAUCUUCCGUUAAGGAAGAAUAUUCUCCUCUAAAAUCAGUUUCGGACAAUAGUAACGCAGUCACCGCUCCUGUAAAAGGUAUUCCUGCUAAUGCAGCAAAUAGUGAAGUCGAUAAUAGCGUGAAGAUGCAAAUACAAGGCGCCACCAAAUCGUUUUCAAAGGUGAAAAAUUUAGGAGUGGCUGGAGAUUUAGGAGAUUUGCAAGAAGAAAGACCAUCUGUCGAAGUAAAUCAAAAUAGUAUGGAUACAGAUGAAUUAUUUGGACGAAGAAAAGUACCAAGAUUGACUCCAAAUAAAGAGGAUCUGAAUCCCGAAUUAGCAAUAACUAAAGAUUAUAAAACAGCUAUGGAGUUUGAAACACAGGCUCAGGUUCGUAGUUGGUCCAACAAAGAUGAGAAAAUGAUGGCAAAACAUGUUUUUAACGACCAGUAUAAAAGUUUUGACCCAAGCGAAAAAGAUUUAAAGGCUAAAAAACCUUCCAUUGAGAACGCACAUGCAAGGAGUUGGGCAAACAAUCAAAUCGAAAUGAAAAAUAAGCAAAUACAGAACCAAUAUGAUAAUUUUGAAAAAACAGAGAAAGAAAUAAAAGAGGAAGAAAGAAAAAAUCAGUAUACAAAACAAUACAAUGAUUUUGAAAAACCUGACAACGAAACAUCAAGUAACAACACUUCAAACGAAUCACAAGCUGAUGACAAACAACAAAACGAUGGAGAUAAAAAAGAGGAGGAGCACAAGGAAAGUAAAAAACAGACGGAAGACGAUAAAGAAAAGAAAAAAGAGACGGCAGACGACAAAGAAAAGAAAAAAGAGACAGCAGACGACAAAGAAAAGAAAAAAGUGACGGCAGACGACAAAGAAAAUAGAAAAGAGACGACGAAAGAAGAGGAAGGAAAAAACAAACAAGAAGAUAACAAAACAAAAAACGAUGAAAGUAGGAACAAAGAAGAAAAAGUAGCGAAUGAGAAUAAACAAAAGGAAGAUUCUAAACCUGAGGACGGUCAGGAUGAUUAUGCUAAUUAUUUAAAUAGGAUUGACAACGAUCCUGCUAAAAAAAGCAAGAACGAAACAGAAGCGAGAAAUGAAACGUCUUCACAAGUUAGUUACCCAACUCCAAUUCCUACAAACAGUUCAACACCGUACAACAACCACACAAAUGACCUAAUCAAAGUUAGUGACGGAUCCCCAACUAUGUAUACUAACGCCCCACUUGGAACAAGUGUUAGUAACGCAACAACUCUUAAACAAAUUGACGGUCAAACUGUCCCUGUUGAAGAGGCAAAUGCAACUGUUGCUUUGACAGCUCGUAAGCGUGAAAAAGGAUAUGAAAAACCCUUCAAGCGAAAGAUUGAUCCUAAUGAAAUACUAACAAAUCCCAAACCACAAGAAUCGUAUACCGGCUCACGUAAAAAUAUCGUUUACGAUAAUGACAACGACGAUGCAUUGUCAUCGUUUUUUUGGAAACAUUCUGAUGAAGAAAACAAAUUCAAGCAUCAGUUAAAACAAAUCAGUGGCCCGCCUAACCAUAGUACACGAGAAUAUAUACUUCCUGGAACUUAUCCUGGCUUGAUCAACCAGGGAAUGAAAAACGACAAUAACGAAGAUCCAACUGCAGAUAAUACGAAUAAAAAACAUAACAUACAUGAACAAAGUGAUGAAAGCAAAUACGACUUAUAUAGCAGGUUGCAUAGGAAAAAAACUAUGGUUCACAAGGAGGCUCAUGGGGUUCAGAAGGAUGGAGGCACUGAUGAUGACGAUGGAAAGCCAAGUAACAUAUACGUAGACAAUAGAGUUUUCAUCUACGGAAAUGUAAAAGGUGACGGAGAUGAGCCGCCGACAGUUGACCAAACAAUGUCAAAAAACGAUAAAGAUGGAGUCGAGAAAAUUGAAAGAAAGUUGAAAUUUGAUGGAGGAUCUCCUAAAAAUGCGGAAAAUGGUCUUUCUGAAACGAAUAUCUUAAGUCGCAGUGGCUCUUCUAAAUCUAGAAUAUAUGAAGCAGAUGAAACAAAAAUGUUGCCAUCAUACAUGCGUCCAAAUAUUGGGUUGCACAAACCACUGCAAGAAGUGCAGACGUUUGAUAAAAAGUACAAACUAAACGAUCUCCUUAAAGGAGCUAACAUAUCUGUAGAAAAUCAUGUUCACUCCACAGGUACGCUGAAGACAUUGGUAAGUGCUUCUCCCGAUGAGAAUGACGAAGAAAAUAAUUUUAAGAAUUCCAAGCACCCACUAAAAACAGUACCCAAUCCGUACAAUUUCAUUGUACCUGAAACUAGAAAGUUCUCCAUGAAUGGCGAAACUCCAGAUCGAGUGCAGGACAAUAAAAAGUACGAAGCCUAUUUCAAAAAUGAAAAGAAAAAAGAAAUUGAACAUAAAAAGAUGAUUAGUUUUAUUCGCGCGCAAGCCCUUAGUAAAGCUGAAGCCACGCUAGGAAAAUUCACCACAUCACGCCUCAAGCAGUUUGCGUAUAAACCAUCCCCGCACUUGGAUUCAGUAGCGUUUGUGAGAGAAAUAGAUCCAAACGGACACGGUAUACAAUCCGACAAAGACUCUUCUAGAUCUUUCUUGAAAACAAAAGGAGGUUACAAGAAACAUGGUCCAAUCAGCUUUGUGCAAGAAAACGAUGGCGCGGAAGUAAAAAUGUCCAAACCUGAAAAGAACUUAUAUACAUCCCUGAUUAAUCAAGAAAACCUACCAGGAGCAGAUAGUGGUCUUUUUACUGCAAAAUGGAAUGUGCAAGAUAUAAACAAACCGCUGUACAACAUUGGAACUAACAUGCAGGAUCUGGUAACUUCAGCACAGCAUAACAUGCAAGGAAUUCCUGGUUAUGAUCAGAAAGCUAGAGAUGAGGAAGAAAGGGCAAAGCAACAGAAGAACAGGCCUGCACCUCCGAACGUGCAGCAACAAAUUCCUCAAACAAAAAAACGACAUAAAAAGAAAAUCAAUGAUGAAGAACUACCUGGUAUGUUUAAACGAUGGCAAAUUACAACCGCACCAAUGUUUGGAAGACAGAGAUACGCAGACACAAGUUUUGAAGAUGGAGUGGAUGACAAAGAUAACUCGCAUGAAUGGAAACAUUAUAGCAUUCGCAAGAGAACAAACUUACCGACAAAUAAAAGAAGCAUGAUAGCACAAAAUCGUCGUCAUAAUCAUCGUCAUCGUCAUGAUAGCCGUCAUUAUUUAAAACAAACUUUACAGCACCAUUCGUCACAUCGAGAAAGACGCUCUAUAAACAAACGUCAAACAGUGAUCGCAACGAAGAUAUAUGACAGCACUAAACACCAUGCAUCAAAAGAACAUAACAAAACUGGCACUAAUUACCAUCAUUAUAAAAUAUGGGGAGCCAACUCGACAAAUUUUACUCCAAAGUUUAAAAAGCACUUCCCAGCAUACGAGAUUGGAAGUAGAAGGAAUCAGCUCCUGAAGAGUUUCCACCGACACCACCACGAUAGACACAGAAAACACGGCGUACCUACAAGCAGUUAUCUGACACAGUCCAAAGCGGCUCCAACUAAACUUGAAUACAUCUCUCAAGAGAUAAAAGAAUUAAAUCCUGCCAAAAGAGAGUUUUCACAUAUGUCUCAACAAAAAUUACAGGAAUAUAAGAAAGAGAUGUCGGAUGUAACCAAAGACAUCGUGGAAGCUAUUAAACGAUUGGAUAUCGAGUCUUUAGAACCACUGAAUGUUAAAAACAUUGAUAAGUUUGACGUGAAAAAUCAUACAUUAAAUGUCGUACACAAUGUUAAACAGAUCAAGAAACAUAGCAGUCCGGAAACACAAUCACUUAAACAAAGCAAAAUCCAACCAGCCAUCGAAACGGGAAAAGUUGGUAAUGUUAAAAUCAAGGAUAGCUCACAUAUGAUUGCGCAUGAUGUUAAACAGGUGUAUCACAACAAAAGCAAGGACAUAGCAAUAACACACAAAAGGUCAGACAAGACAUUAAGUAGCAUAAAACCUUUAGUCCACAAUAUCGAACAGUUCGCUCUUGAAGAUAUCAACUCGUUAACAUCCCGUCGUAAUGAAAAACCAGUACAUCGUGAGCAAACAAAAAGAAAAUCUUUUCAAACGCCUACUAAGAAACUUAGCAAAAAAGUUGGGACACUACGGCAAUCGUCCAAUGUCAAAAGAUUCAACAAAAAUGGAAAGCAGCAGUUUCGUGAAACACAACAGCACAUUAACUCAAAUAAAAAGCUCUACAAGAAAAAAACCUCUCAAACUGGUCUGGUUCAUGUGAGGCAAGACAUACAAGAGACUCCAAUAUUGCAUUUUGGUGACGUUAGCGCGUUUAACAAAAGCCGUAACAACACUUUAACGGUUAACCACAAUGUUCAAGCAAAAAAUCAAAACACAACCGAGAAAAUCAAUUUAACCAGCGCGAAAUUGGAGAAUCAAACGAAAGUUACCAAUGCGUCUGAUAGAACAAACGCGACGACCCCUACAACCAAUGAAACAUCUAACAAAGACACGACUGUACUCACAUUCCACAAUAUAGAUAAAAUGCACACGAUAAAAAACGAUACAUUAACUGUUGUGCAAAAUGUUCAUCCGUUACAUGCAAAUAAAUCGGAAAAUAAAAAUACAGUUAUGAAAAACUUCACAAGUCCAGGUGGACGAAAAACGAAAAUUUAUCAGCUGUCACAUGAUGAAGCGAGACAAAAUAUCUCAGAUGUUGAAAAACUGAAUGAUUCAAAUCAAGACAAUGUUACAAUAAGUACGAGCAACAUUGAUCGUCACGAGAUCGAUAAUAACACGUUGACAACUGUACAAAACGAUUCAAAUCAAGACAAUGUUACAAUAACUACGAGUAACGUUAAUCGACACGAAAUCGAUAACAACACGUUGACAAUUGUACAAAACGUCCAUCCGUUAUUGCAAGAUAGGGUUGAGAAUGCCGCCAAUGCGGAUAGUAGCCCAGAUCCUGAAGUUUUGUUAUCUGACGAUAAUGGAGAAACUCCUCAAGUAGCUAUUAAUGAAACGAAGGUACCAGUACACAUAGAUAAUGUUGAUCAUAUUAAUCUUAGUGAUAAUAACACUCUCACAGCAAUUCGUAACGCUAAACUAAAAACUUUUGGCGAAGAAGACAGAUUAAAACAGGAUGCCGAAAAUGAUAGUAUUAAAGAUGCUGCAUCAGGAUUGGACGGCAAGCACCAUAUAAGACAAAACAUUCAUGGGAGUUCACAAGAUUCAACUGUAACAGCUGUCAAUGACACUCAUCAAAAUACAACAGACAGAACCAACGACACUCUCGGAACAGUCUUGGAGAAUGGUACAGAUGUCGAAGACAACAACAGUGGCACAAAUAACAUUACAAAGGAUAAUUCAACUUUUGUUAGACCCACUGUGAACACCAAUCACAAAGUAGCUGAUAAAACCAACGUUGACAACGCAUCCGUCAUCACUGUAAAUAACGUCCACCAAUUUGAUGUCAAUAAGAAUGACACAAUGACCAUCAUUCAUAAUGUAAAACCACUACAUGAUCACAAUUCAACUCGAGCAAAUCAAAGUCGGGUAGCUGAUAUAAUUCGAAAAGAAUUACUUCUCCACUACAAUCGAAAGAAACAUCAUAUUCAUCCAUUAAAUGAUAUAGAACAUCUAAACAAAAGUGCAAGAAACACAAUCCAGGAACGCAAGAAACAUCCUGUGACGGCAGAUGUAAAGGCAUCACCACUCGUCACUGCAUCUAAAAACAGCUUGUCCAAGAAAGGACUUAAUGCUUCCUCGGAAAUGAAAAAUAACAGCUUACCUCUUGAAGUUAAAAACGUACAUCACCAUUUCAUAGAUGUCAAUAAUACCUUAAGUAUUACCCAAAAUGUUAAAAAAUUGCCCCAGCAAAACAAAACUGGAAAUAGUAAAAAAUCAACAACAGAAUUUUCAUCCGUACUUCAAGAUCUGAAGAGCCUCUUAUUCAACGGGAUAUUCCCCGAGCCUCUCACAGGUAAAACCACUCGUGACCACCAAGCAGGAAAAAAACAUGAUGUUGUAUUGUUUGGAUCACGUGGUCGAAAUUUUCGAAACAACGUGUUGCUAAGUAACAAUACUUUGGUAAAGGCGGAGAAAACAGAAUGGACACCGAAGAAAACUAACGUGCCAAAUUAUGAACAGUUGUAUCACGAGUUUGAACUUCUAAGAAAACGAAGGUCAACAAAGAAGCAACGGGGGAAAGGACGCAAGAAAAAGCAGGUUCAGAGUAUCCUCGAACGGAGAAAUAUUUGUAAAUCAGUAUGGAAACUCCUGAAUGAAUUGGAACCUUUAAAAAAGCGAGCAUCAGUCGCAAAACUACAUCGUGCAAUUAAACGAUAUAAAACAGAUUGUGUAACGUUAUCAGAUGUAAAAAGUUUCCGUGUCACAAAAGAUGCAAAUGGAAGCGAUAUUUUAAAUAUCGUUCAAAAUGUUAAAAAGAUAACACCUCAGAAACAUCAGACCAAGUCAACUGAAGGAGUAGUGAGAGAUUUAAUUCCUUCUCAAAUAGGACAACUGCAGCCUUCGAAUAUAAAACCAUUACCUCCAGUUGGUCACGACCCAACUGAAGAUGAACCAGUACAUUAUGAUCCAAAUGCUGAGGAGAAUCGGCAACCACAAAAGCCAGCAGCUCCAUCACAAGCGCAAGUGUCAUCUUCACCGCCGCCACAACCGCUGGCAUCACCACCUGCAAAGCAACAAGAAGCAGCACAACCACCACAACCACCGCAACCAAAACAACCAGCAGCUUCACCACAAGCACAAGUGUCAUCGCCACCGCUGCCACAACCGCCGGCACCACCACCUGCAAAGCAACAAGAAACAGCACAUGUGCCACCUCUAGCGCCAUUACAACCACCACAACCAGUAGCACCACCCCUGCUGCAACCACCGGCUCCACCACCUGCAAAACAGCAAGAACCACCACAACCGCAGGAACACCCAACACAGGAUCAAAUUGCGAAAGGAGGCGAAGAAAAACCCAAACAACAGAAGUCCACUGAAGAAAGUAUGCAAACAGAUGAAGAUGAUAACCAAAAAACAGACGAUAACGGGCCACCAGUAGAAGCAGAUGGCAAGCCCCAUGCUGAUUCUGGUCCCCAACCAGAAAAAGUAGAGGAAAAUUCAGCUAAUGUACCUACAGAAAGGCCUAAUGUAAACGAAACAGCGCCAGAUGUGGGUGAAUCUGGCAAAAAUGAAGUUAGAACUAACUCGCAUGGUCUGUCGAAUAGCAAACAUCCAAAGAAAGGGAAUGGUAAUCAGGAUGAAUCGAAGUUAAAGAAAGAAGGAAAAAGUGUUGAUACUACCUUUGAAGCUGGCUUACAAGAAGAGGAGAAAAACAAAGCUAGUGGUAACUUACCAGACGAUAGCAACGAAUCAGAACAUACAGUAAACAGCAAACCAAUAAAAGACAGUGAUGGAAACAUUGACCUUGGAGCGCAACAACUUGAGCAUGGUAGCAAAGCUACGAAACAAACAAAAAACGAACAAAACGCCGCUAACUUAUCUGGCAUGGCUAAUCUUACCACAUAUAACCAAGCCAUCAAUAUUAGUGCUUUUGAAACGGCAAUAAUGGAACUUUUAAAUAGAACAGCACCACGAGCAAAACCAACAAAAAGUGAAAAAGAAGCAAUGGAAAACUUAAUGAACAAAAAAUAUCCCGAAUUAAAAUUACCACAGAAAAAUGGAGACUACGUGCCCCCGUCGGCGGAGGACGAGAUGAAUGAAAAAAGCGAACCUCCACCGAAACCCGUGACUACAAAAGCUAAACCGCAUCUUCGCCCACCAUUGCCACCAAUACAGGAACCAGAAAAGUCUGAGAGUGAUAAAGAUGAAGACCUUACGCGUAUAGUAGAUUCAACACCGACAGAAAGUGCAUAUGCUGAUGAUAAACCCACCCCUCCACCACAACCUUCUCCACCACCACAUCCACCUCCACCACCACCACCAACACCUACAGCGGAAAAUGAAGGUAACAACAAUGCCGCCGACAAUAGCGAACUAGUUGACACCACAAGCAAAGACAAACCAAACGUUAUUAUACAAAUAGGGCAACAGCAGGAUCCAGUCAAGCUGAAAGAGGGAAAUAAAGAUGCAGAGCAAGAAGAGAGUCAACAAGACAAGGUUGAGCCAAUAAGUCAUGCACAAGAAAAAACCGAAUCAACGAGUCAAACGCAAGAUAAAGCUGAAACAACGAGUCAAGCACAAGACGAUCAAGCAUCUGGUAUCAACCGAGUUGCAGUAAACACAGAAGGAAAAAAUCAAGCUAUCCCUUUAAUACCAAUCCCACAAGAAAGUCCUUUAGGCAAGUUGCUUUAUCCUGCUCUGGAACCUCCGUCGCCAGAUUCAAAUGGUUCACCUCCACCAUCUGAAGCCAAUGCCAGCGUCUCACCAGCCAAUGAAAACUCUAAAAAUGCAGCAACAACAAAUGCUAACGUUAUCCGUUUAUCUCCAUCAUUAAACGGUAAAUUCACACCAAACGUUACAACCACAACGAGCAGUGACGGCUACACUCAGAUCGUAAUCGAUCAAACUAAGCAACUUUUAAGACAAAAUAAAAUAAAUAGAGAAGAUUUAUUAAAAAUACUGCAAGUGUCGCGAAAUGGUAACACACGCUUUCAAAUACCCACAUACAAGAUAAAUAAAAACGUAAAAAUAAAUAAGAAACAAAGCGAUAAAUCUCUCACUCGCUCCAACGUCGAUCACGUGACUGUGGACAAGAAGGCGCAGGAGAUUAUGAACAGUAACAUGCAAGGAAGUAUUCACAUCUCCUUACUUAAUAGAAAUGGACAAGUUGUCUUGGUUCCAAAUGAGAAAGAAGCAUAUGAAAGGAAACUUAUACCCCAAAUAAGAAACUUAACCGAUAUUAAAUACGCAUUUAAAGAUCCACUGCAGAAAAAACAAACGUAA